Messenger RNA from Gaeumannomyces tritici R3-111a-1, 1386 nucleotides. RefSeq lists its product as hypothetical. The transcript has 2 exons. NCBI's taxonomy places the organism in Eukaryota, Fungi, Ascomycota, Sordariomycetes, Magnaporthales, Magnaporthaceae. The coding region runs from base 248 to 913 and encodes 221 amino acids. The record is from RefSeq and is a predicted model, not a curated record.
CUCCAACGCGACUGCUCAACCAGAACAAGAGCCACACCAGCAUCUCGGUCGCGCCUGGAGCGUCUCACGAAAAGGAGGUUAGCCUGCGUCUGGCUUCACGCUGGUGUUUCACUGCUUGUUCUAUGUCGAUUGAGCAUUGAACAGUCGCAAAGGAUCGACGACACAACGCUCGGCGUCACCAGCAGCGAUUCGAAAUCCACCCCCCGUCAUCGCGACCUUAUCCAACACAACUCGGCAUCAACGCAGAAUGGCCCCAAUCGACACUGCUUUCGGUCUGCUGGCCUUUGCGCAGCGCCGGUUUGACCGCCUCAUCAGUCCUCAAGCUCGCAGUCGUGCCUUUGACCGAGUCCAAGCGUUCGCUACGGCGCGGCCCCUUUGGUUUACCUUCAUCGUUGCCCAGGUUUUGACCUCGCUGCUCCCAAUCGGACUGUUCCUCGCCUUCACCAUCUCCAUACUGGUCCUCUCGGUGGGCGCCGCCCUUCUCUUCUCUCUGUUCUGGCUCGGCGUCGCCCUCCUAUUCCUCAUCCCGGCCCUCUUCAUGACCGUCUCGCUCGGCUUCCUCGUCUUCAUGUGGGCGGUUGCUGCCCGCUUCGCCUGGUUCGCCCUCCCCGCCAGGAUCAAGGCCUCCAUCACGGCCGGUGCCUCGGGAUCGUCCAAGAACCACAGAGGCCAGAACGGCUACCGCGAGGCCUACUAUCCCACCUACGCGGCCGUGGCGCAGGCGGCGGCUGAAAAGGGCGCCAAGAACUACGGCGGAGACAGCGAGGUGCCGGCGCACAAGACUUACGACACCACGCCUCCCAAGUCCCCCUCCAAGUUCGACAUCAACGGGUCAUCGCCGCCCACUGAGCCCAUUGGAAUGGCGGACCUCCAAAAGCUCAGGGAGAUGAAGGAUGGGUCGGUUACCCCUUAGUUGGGGUAUUUCGAUGCGAUCUGGGCAAUAAGUCAGCCAGAUCCAAUUACUUCAAAAGGCCCCGGUCUGGCUACUAUCGUUUCUUCCUGCACUAAUUACUCGGGUUUUGUUCUUCUUUCAUUAUGCGAAUCGGAUUUCCAUGUCUUGGGGUUCGGACGGAGUAGCUUCAAGGUUGGCAGAGUCCUUCCAGUCGGAUUUCCCACUUGCUUUCAACACACAAAGUCACCAAGGGACCGGGCCUUGAUGCGCGAAAUUGUUAUGAGCUCUGCGCUUUCACUGUUCAAGUGUUCAAAUAUCUACAAGACGGGCUAUGGUUGACAAUGGCUUGGUGCUGUUGGUUGGUAUACCCUAUUGCUGCUGUUAACUUGCUACUACACGAUGCCAACCAGUUGUCCCCAACUCCCAUCCAAUGACAUUAAGGUGUGCAUGCAAUUUCAAUUCCAUCUUCCAUACCUAAACAGUCUCAGUCAGUG